Messenger RNA from Salvelinus namaycush (lake trout), 2727 nucleotides. RefSeq names its product syntabulin-like. Bases 1 to 2079 code for a protein of 692 amino acids. Gene Ontology annotation, cellular component: cytoplasmic microtubule; vesicle. Gene Ontology annotation, biological process: axonal transport of mitochondrion; synapse maturation. NCBI's taxonomy places the organism in Eukaryota, Metazoa, Chordata, Actinopteri, Salmoniformes, Salmonidae. The transcript is spliced from 7 exons. The record is from RefSeq and is a predicted model, not a curated record.
AUGCGCCAACCUCAGCCUCCUCAGGUGACUUGGGUUACAGGCAUGCGCCCCCGCGCCCGGCGCGAAACUCAGCUGCAAGAAAAGAAGUCACCGGGGAAGGAGAGCCCCCGCAGCCGCAUCCCACGCUUGAUCCUACAUCCUUUCCACCCUAAUGAGAAAGGGUCACCUCUGUCCGAAUCACCCAUUUCAGAGGAGGAGGGUAAGGAUUGUGACAUCAGCUCGGACAACUCCAAACGGACCAUCAGCACCAACAGCUUUUGCUCAGUUGACUGCUGUGUGUUCCAUGCUGCAUGUGUAUUCUUGGCUAUACCUGUCUACAUAGAUGACACCGGCUGCCCCAGUAGUCAGUCUGUGUCCCCCUCCAAAACCCUGUCAGGCUCAGACAACAGUCCGCAUGGCUCCCCCAAGCUCACCGCCGAGUGCAAGACCAAGGUGAAGAGGGUGAGGGUGAUGGAAGAGUGGCACGCACCCCCGCCAAGGCACAAGAGGGAGCAGCGAUCGACCACAUUGCCCAGAGGUAGUGAGGCAGACUUCAGCUCCUCUAGCAGCACGGGCAGCCUUAAGAGAGGGGGGAGCCUGGCCCACAACUCCACAGGGAAGAAGGUCUCCUCACGCAGUCGUGGUGCCCACAUCAGGAGCCUCCCUGUGUUCAAGCUGGCAGGGAUCCCCUCAGCAUCCCGUGAUGCGGAACUCUAUGCCCCGUACAGGACAGUCCCCUCAUCCACCAACAGCAGCAGCAACUCCAGCCCCACAGUACCCUCCAGAAGGAUGACUCCCAGAAGAUAUCACUCCUGUGGGGACAACCAUGGCAUCAGACCCCCCAAUCCAGAGCAGUACCUCACCCCCCUGCAACAGAAGGAGGUGGCCAUUCGCCACCUGAGGAGCAAGCUGAGGGAGGUGGAGAACACCGUCCACGACAGGGAGUCUGAGAUUGAGAAUCUCAAGUCCCAGCUGGGACGGAUGAGGGAGGACUGGAUCGAGGAGGAGUGCCACCGCGUCGAGGCACAGCUGGCCCUAAAAGAGGCACGCAAGGAGAUCAAGCAGCUCCGGCAGGUUGUGGAGACCAUGAAGAGCAGCCUGAUGGAGAAGGACAAGGGCAUCCAGAAGUACUUUGUCGACAUCAACAUCCAGAACCGCAAGCUGGAGUCCCUGCUGCACAGCAUGGAGAUGGCCCAGAGCGGCUCCACGCUGCAAGACGAGCCAACCAUGGACUUCAUCUGUGGCGACUCCGACUCCCCUGUCAACGACAAGCAGGGGGAGGUGGGUGACCAGGCGGCGGAGGAGAUGGCGGACAGUGGGCUGCUGGUCAACGACAACCUGGAGCACGUGCUCAUGUCCACGGCGGUGGACUCCAGCCACGACUCUAGCGGUAAGCUGCGCUGCCACCCAGAGGCUGGUCCGGGGGUGUCCACUCUACUCCACAGUCUGGAGGAGAUCACACCACUGCCUUCACAACCCUCCAACACAUUCUGCUACAGCACACUCCCCUUCCCCGCUCCAGAGGACAAGGCCGUUCAGACCGAGGUGGUGUCCUUCCCUCCUGACCUGCACACCCUCCUGCUGCAGCUGCUGAAGCUCCAUGGUGGUGCAGUUGGAGAUGCUCUCCUCCCAGCUUCUACCAGCCUCCUAGAAAUCCCAGCACUGCAGGGCCCAGACUCGGCCCCUAUCCCAUCCACCCCUAACCAGUCCACCUUAAGCCUGCCUAGCCCCAGCCAGCCCACCCCAGUUUUGCCAGUGAGCCCUGACAUGUCCAGUGAUUCAGGCCUGUGUUGCUCAGACCCUGAGGUGAUGGUCUCCAUGCGCUUCAUGGAGGAGCUGGAUUUUGAGGUGAGCAGUGAGGAGCCCUGCAGGGCCUCCGAGAUGGACGUGGUCAACAAACGCUAUUGGAGCAGCAGCUUCCUUGUUGAUCUUGUUGCUGUGGCCGUACCAGUGUUGCCCACGGUGGCCUGGCUGUAUUCCCGGCAUGGAGUGGAUGGGGCGGCGCCAGUCUACAACAUCGCAGCACUGAUCCGCGGCUGUUGCAUGAUGGGAUUGCACUCUCUCCGUCAUGUCACUCAUCAUCAUGGGGCAGAUGUGUAACGGCCUCUGACCCCCGCAUGCACAGCCCGACCCCUCAACUUGAAGCACUUCAACAUCAGUUAAUCAAAGAGUAUUUGUGAAAAUCUUUAGUUUUUCUACACUUGUGAAUAUUAAAGCUACAGUUAUUACUUUAGGUUCCCACGCGGUUACUUUGCACUGUGUACAGUUGUGAGUUAUGUCAAAUAGUGAAAUUAUUUAUGGUGAAGGGAUUUUGUUCAUUUUAUUUACUUUCCAUCUGUUCUGUUAUCAUAAUUGUGUCUAAAAUGGAUAAUCUGAGUAGGUGGUUAUGCAUCAUUGAUGUCCUGGGCUGGCACUAGUUACCCCUACUUAAAGCAGCCAUGUUAUUUUUCUGAAAGUAUUAGGAUUUCUGAGGGUGGGGAUGAAAUUGAAUGUUAGUUUAAGCAAGCGUUUGUAAUGGUUUAUGUUCCAAAAUCUUAAACCUGCAGCCAAAGCUUUAUUAGUGAACGUUCACUCUUAAUGUUUAUUUUUCUACCUGGGAGUAGAGCUUUUUACGUACGUGGAACAACUUGUUGAUAGGAGUAUGAGAUCAACGCUUCAAAACAUCCCAUACUCGUUUGUGCCUGAGCUACUGUGUAAUACUCGUAACAUCAAAUGUCCUAAUAUAUUUAUUAAAGCAUGAUAAUCCAA